Molecule: messenger RNA, 1606 nt
Organism: Bombyx mandarina (wild silkworm)
Lineage: Eukaryota; Metazoa; Arthropoda; Insecta; Lepidoptera; Bombycidae
Biological process (GO): DNA replication initiation; DNA replication, synthesis of primer
Cellular component (GO): alpha DNA polymerase:primase complex
Source: RefSeq, a predicted model, not a curated record
UGUACCGACUUAUUUCAUAAACUUAAUGAGCUUAUUUUUGAUUAUAAAGAUAUUAAAUUAAAUGCCCACUGCACAGUACCUAAUAAAAGAACUUGAUAAAAAAAAACAUUUUUUAAAUUAACAUCUAUUACUUUAUUUAUAUACUAGUAAAGUAAAGCAAAGAAAACAUUUUAACUAAGUUUUCACUGAAAUGGAAUAGGAUUAAUAUUUAUGUAUAAGCACAUUAUGAUCAUUAAUCGAACUAUGUAAUGUAAGUGCAAGCUUGUAACGAUGUCUAUAUUUUAUAUGACCCCAGUAAAAGGAGAGAUACCAGUACAUUUAUUAGAAGUUAUUGUGGUUCAACGAUUAGAAUAUUUAAAAUUGGUAUUAAAGGGUGAAAAUAUUACUUAUAAUGAGUACCUGAUUGAAGACAGCCUUUACGACAACGUGGGACACUUUACGCUUUGUAUAGUCGCUAUAUUAAAUGGCAACAGAGAAUUCUUAAUGUUUUUAACAAAAACAGAAACAGAGUUAUUUCGUCUUCGGACCAACUUAUUUUCGACUUACGAGUUAAGAUGUUUUGCUAAGAAAUUACUAAAAACCAUCAAAAAAAUUGUUACUGAGCUGUCAUUUGUUAAUUCUUUGGAGAUCUUAUGCCAACAUUUAGUUCUCAAGCAUAUGGCAAAGCACAUACUUACACAUGCCAAAAAAUGUUGUGAACAUAAAAUUAAUAUACCUUUCAAGCAAUGCUUGUCGUUUGUAGCUAAUAGACAAGUUGAGUUAUCAAAUGGCGUAGCUUUAGUACCAUGUAGUAAAUGGAAACAGUAUUUGGUGUCUUUAUUUGAAGAAUAUAUGAACUACAAAUUGAAAACAAAUAUUAGACGGGUUGGUGUUGACCCACGAAUAAAUAAUUUAGUUAAUAGAUUGGACAAAGAAUUUAUAUCGUCAUUACUUAAUCAAAGUAAUAUAUUACUUUGUAAGGAUGUUGAUAAUGUAUCAAAAUAUUUCCCACUGUGUAUGUUGAAUCUUCAUCAAACUUUAAGACAAAAGCACAGACUAUCCCAUUCACAGAGGUUUUAUUAUACUCUAUUCUUGAAAAGUAUUGGAAUGCCUGUUCAAGAAGCGAUAGAAUUCUGGAAAGCAGAGUAUACUCAGAGUCCCGAUGGCAAUCACAGAUGUAGUCAUAGUUGGGAACAAGAUGAGAAAAAAAUUGUGUAUGGUAUUAGGCAUAUGUAUGGCUUGGAAGGUGCCCGAAAGAAUUAUGUUUCAGUCAAUUGUCAUAGGAUACAGAGUAUGGACAAUUGUGCUGAAGGAGGUUGCCCAUUUAAAUAUUUCGAUGAUAAAAAAUUAUUUAAACUUUUAGAGAAUCAUUCACAAAUUUCAAUGUCACAAUUAUAUGAAUUAAAGAAAAAAAAACAGUACACAUCAGCUUGUAUCUUGACUUUAAACAAUAUUGAAGAAUGUGAUAAUUAUAGAUUUAAUUUUACACCAGUUGAAUACUUUUCAUUGAAUCUAAAACAAAAUCUAUUACAUGAAAUAAAUGAAUAACAGAUAAUGAUAUUUCUCACUUGAAUAGAGAGGAAUAGUAGAAUGAAAUACUCAUAAUAUUUGCUUAAAUUGGAAUUAA